Malurus melanocephalus (red-backed fairy wren) is the source of this 1979-nucleotide messenger RNA. It is a transcript of the gene SELPLG, whose product is annotated as selectin P ligand. Gene Ontology annotation, biological process: leukocyte tethering or rolling; hemopoiesis. The transcript is spliced from 2 exons. Lineage: Eukaryota; Metazoa; Chordata; Aves; Passeriformes; Maluridae. Bases 615 to 1808 code for a protein of 397 amino acids. The record is from RefSeq and is a predicted model, not a curated record. Gene Ontology annotation, cellular component: plasma membrane.
GGGUUUCCUGUCGUGCYAAUGCCACGAGGCCGCGACAACACCCAGGAAAACACCCAGCGGGCCCCCGAGAGCCCCUCCGAGCAUCCAUGGUGCUGAGAGAAGGAGCGCGGCACAAAGGCUGUGCAAAACAUCCCGUCAGGUCCUCACCCUCCCGCUCCUCGCGUGCGAAGGCGUUUCCCGGUGUUGAGGUAGCUCAGGGCACCGUGCCCCUUCCCUGGCCAUGCCCACACCGUGCCCGAGGGGUGGUGGCAGCCCUGGCACCAGGUUCGCCGUCACUUCUGCUUUCGGGGCGACGCGCGGCAGCUCCGCGGGGCCGAGCCGGGGGCUCCAGCAGGGCAAAAGCCCCUCUUUGGGGCGCACCCCACACCGUGCCAGCCGAGCCGAGGGGUGCCCGCAGCCCCCAGCUCUCGGCGGCCCCGCUCUGGGUGUGACGUCCUUCCCUCCGAAAGCGCAGCCGCCCUUCCGCGCUCUCUCCGCUCGCCGCCCGGCCGGAGGUGCAGGCGGAGGGUGCCCCACGACACCCCGGUGGCGGUGSCGGUGCCAGGGCUGCCCUCGCCCCGCUCGCCCGUGGCUCCUGCAGUCGGGAUCCCGCAGCAUCCUCCGGCACAGGUCCCAUGGCGCUGGGCUGGGCUGUGCUGCUGCUGCUGCUGAGCCCCGUGCGGGCAUUUGGGGCUGAUCCACCGCAGAUGGGGCUGCCCCAGGGCGGGCAGUGGGUCUGGGGAGCGGCCGAGCCCCUGUCCCUGUCCCGUGGGAAGAGGGAUAACAGCGGGCAGGAGCUCGGUGCCACCGCGAUGAUCAGCAGCGACAAGACCGAUGGUGUCUCUGUGCCACCGCCAGCACUCGCCACCAAGGCCAGCCCGCUCCGGGUGCCAACCCCAGCCGAUCUCAUGGAUGAUUCCCCCGAGCCUGAGCUGCUGCUGAGCUCUGUGKCGCCAGAACCCGGCACCAAYKCCAGCCUUCUCCGGGUGCUUGCAGCGCCCACCACAGCCGAGCCGAUGGUUGAGACACAUCCCCCUUAUCCCGACCUGCUGGAGGACUCUGUGUCACCCCCGGCGCCCAGUGCCAGCCCCAGCCUGCUCCGGGUGCCUGCAGCAUUCACCACAGCGGAUCCCACAGAUGAGACCGAUCCUCCUCAUCCCGACCUGCUCCUGACCUCUACCCCAGCAUCCAGCACUCUGCCCAGCCGGGCACUCACGGUGCCAACCACCGCCGCUCUCAUGGAUGAGACCGAUUCCCCCGAUCUCGACCUGUUGCCAGGCUCACCCUCAGCACCCCAAAAGGGCAUCACCAUCACCACACGCAGCUGGCUCACGUCACCCGCCGAGGAGGGGACAGUGACUGAUGGCCUGGACGGCAUCUUCUCCACAGGGCCAGGCUCAACAGCCCCCCCAGCCCUCGUCCUCACCACCRCGGGCUACAAGAAACCCAAGAAAUCCGGAGUUCUGCCUGCAACGACCCUCCCGACCCCUUGGGACACGACAUCGGGGGCCACCGCGGCGCCCUGGGAGCCCAGCGGGCUGAUGGGCAAGUGCCUGCUGGCCAUCCUGCUGCUGGGGCUGGUGGCCGCCACCUUCCUGGUGUGCACGGGGGUGCUGGGGACGCUGCUGUGGCGACGGGCGCGAACGGGGCAGCGCCGCUUCAGCCACACCGAGAUGGUUUGCAUCUCCUCGCUGCUGCCCGACGCCGAGGCRGCCCCCGGYCCCCGRCCCGUCCCGGCCCAGCGGCACAAGCUGCUGCUGCCCGACGGCAGCUCCGAGCCCGACGGAGACAACCUGACUCUGAGCAGCUUCCUGCCGGAUCAUUCCUGAGCCGCAGGGACGGAUCCUGCAUCCCACAGGAGCCCCGUGCCCGGUCCCCGGUGGAGCCGCGGGGCAGCGGAGCCCGGUCCCCCGGGGUUUUAUCUCGGAGCGGUGCGGCGGAGCUGCUGCCCCGCGGCGAGCUCAGCCCUYGAGGCGCAUCCCAUUAAAAUGUUAUCCGGA